This is a messenger RNA of Tripterygium wilfordii, 1609 nucleotides long. RefSeq names its product two-component response regulator-like APRR2. Bases 157 to 1332 code for a protein of 391 amino acids. The transcript has 5 exons. NCBI's taxonomy places the organism in Eukaryota, Viridiplantae, Streptophyta, Magnoliopsida, Celastrales, Celastraceae. The record is from RefSeq and is a predicted model, not a curated record. Gene Ontology annotation, biological process: cytokinin-activated signaling pathway; phosphorelay signal transduction system.
UCACUCUCUCUCUUAUCUUUCUGUUUCUCUCCGAUGAAUCCCACAUCGACUAAAUUGCGGAAUUGUUGGUUUCUGAAGACACGCGCCACUUUGAGGGAGAGGGAGUAGGGUGUUCUUGGUUAAUUGGGAGGGAGUGGAGCGCUGUGGAUAGUUGCUAUGGCUGCUUUGCCGAGAGUGGCGUCCAGUCUGGGCACCAGUGCCAGUGGCUAUCGGUCCUCGAAGAGAGCUGCCGUGGCAGUUUCUGACCAAUUACCGGUGGAUUUGAGGGUACUCCUGGUGGACAACGACACCACUUCCUUGCGGAUUCUCGAGAUGAUGCUACGUCGGUGUCUGUAUCGCGUUACAUCUUGCUCGCAGGCUACCAUGGCUCUGAGUCUGUUGCGGGAAAGGAAAGGUUGUUUUGAUGUGGUACUGAGUGAAGUCCACGUGCCAGAUAUGGAUGGCUAUAAGCUUUUAGAAUACAUUGGACUGGAAAUGGACCUUCCUGUAAUAAUGAUGUCUGCGGAUGAGAGGACAAGCGCUGUAAUGAAGGGUAUCAGUCACGGGGCUUGUGAUUAUUUUAUUAAGCCUAUUCGUGAGGAAGCACUCAAGAAUAUAUGGCAGCAUGUUGUGAGGAAAAAAUGGAAUGAAAAUAGAGAAAUUGAACAUCCUGUACGCGUAGAAGACAAUGAUCGACAUCAAGAAGGAAAUGAAGAUAUUGAAUAUGCUCCUUCUGUUAAUAUUGAUGAGCACUUUAUUGAUAUGGAGAAAGCUGCUGAUUAUAAAUUCAAAGAAGCACAUCCAAUUGCUAGACAAUUUAAGAAAAAAGGUUGUGAAAAUUAUAGGAACCUUGGCAUUCUUUUUAACACUGGGACAGCCACUAGAGUUUUACAUCAUGCUUCAACCGUGAGUCCUUCAAACACUGACGAGGAGAAAGAGCUGGACUCCCGAUUUAGGCAGUUAGGGGUGCAAAUAUAUGUGGAUCCUGUGGAUAAGGAAGAUUCAAUGGAAGCUGGAAAAUUGGAUCCCAAGACGCAUAGUGGCAAAAGACGGACUGCGCUGCCCAACAAAGGGUCCAAGAAGGAAUCCAAGAUGAGUGCCAUAAGGGAGACACUCCACACAUUUGUCAAUGUUCAAAAUACAAAGGCUGAGAGGUUGAAGACCUCAAGUUGUGAAGCUACUAGUGCUCCUGCUGAUGAUUCCUCGGUUGUUUGUAUGCGUAUUCUUAAUGGCAUACGAUUCCCAAUGGAGGUCCGUGUGAAGGCCAUGACAAUGUUUAAAGAUGUAGAUUGGAGGAAGAUGUUUUUGGAGAUGUCGGAUGAGCUGAGAGAAGGUUGGCUGAUGAGCUUGUAGGUUGGGAUCUUGGCUGUUUGGAUGGUUUAAGUAUACUGCUCUACUGCUAAUUCUUAUCAAGUUUGUGUGUUGCUUUAAUGGUAGUUGUUAAAACUUAUUUGUGUGCUCUACUGCUACUUUCAGAGCUUUGGAUUUUUUUAUUUUAUUUUAUUGAACUAUGCUUGUGUGGACAAAUAUGUAUUAAUUUACUUGAACUUAGCAUGAUAUAUAUGUCAUGUAUGUCGAUUGGCUUCCAUGUUCAAGCUGGAUAGAAGAAUGGAAACUCUGGUUUUUGCUU